GCCUUAUGUGACGCUUCGUAAUAUUUGUAGUGUCGAACGGACUCUACUCUUAUCCAUACACCGCAGAAAAGGCACUCCGGUUCAUCAUGGCGGAGAAUGUUGUUUUCAAUCCAUGAUAUAAGGUUUGUUUCUAUUACUAAACUGGCUGCACUAACUUGCGCUAGUUCUCUUCUCUUUCUUCCAUUAAGUCUCAAUUGUGUAUUUAUAUUUUUUUUAAGUUUUUGUAAGUGUACGCUGGUUUAGUGAUAAAAAACAGACCUAUAGUGUGCGACCACAUCGGUGUAUCGACUCGGCCGGUCGUUCGCUUAAACGACGCUGAUCUUCCUGUUUGACAUCAUCCAGGUCGCCGAUCACCCAGUAGUCAUGGAUAUGCGCGGCAUCGAGGUCACGAAUCAGCUACGUAGUGCCAUUCGUGCCAAGCUGAUGGAGUUAGGAGUGCGUUAUGAUGAAGAGCUACCAGACUACAUACUGGUGAUGGUGGUGAACAAGAAGUCCCGACAGCAGAUGCACGACGAUUUGAAUCUUUUCCUGGAGGACUGCACGACCGUGUUCGUGGACUGGCUGCACGACCAAGUAUUGAAGAAGCUGCAGAAAGUCACAGUAGCAAAAAAGAAGUCGUCCCGCGAGUUUGUUCCCACUGUAGUAGUGAAGCAGGAGGAGGAACGGAAGAAACGGAAGAUAUCGGCGACGUCAUUUCUGGAGGAUCAGGCAGCGGAGCAGCCCGAAAAGUCGACGAGUAAGGUCACGAGGGACGACAAGUCGGUGCAAAAGCAACAGCAACAGCAACAGCAGGCCGCAAAACUUUCUGUGCCGAAUCAAAAUUCAGAACAGAGUUACAAAACCGCGGAAAAGAGUGCAAAGAAUAUAUAUAGCAAAGGCAAGCCAGACGAAACGUCGACGGACGUCGUCAGCCACCAGGAGGCUCUUACCGUGAAGAAACCGCAAAGUUCUGUGCGCGACGAGAGCGUGACGUUAAAAGAACCAACUAUGUUGGAGAGUCCCACCACGAAGACUGUGGAUUUACACCGCGAUCAAAGAGCCAGCGCCGAAGCACCGGGGAAGAGCUUGAAGCGAUUGCCAGAAACGUCGAGCGGUCAUCAUGACGGUGCGGACAAGAAGGAGCAGGAGGUGAAGCGACCUCGUUCAUCCAAAGAGGAAGAAGAAAACUCUGCGACGCCGUCGGAGGCCACGAAGAAACUCAAAUCUUGCGUAAACAGGCCAAAAAUCACGUCGGUUGUGUCAGUGAAAAACCGGCUCGGCAUAGCGUCACCGAGAAAGAAAUUUGAGGUCUACCGUGAGAAACCAACGGCAGCUGAGGGCAACGGCCGUUAUCGUCAGUCGGACAAGCGAUUCGAUAAGCACCGCUACGGCGACAACGGCCGCGGCGGUUUCCAACGGAAUAGAAACUUUGAAGGAGACGAGCGUUCCAGGCGGAGCCGCGACAGUGGCAGCGGCGCCAGCGACUCGCGUCAUCACGAAGCGAACAAGAUCAAUGAUGUGAGGAGUAAGAUAGAGAGCAGUAAAAACGAGAAAUUGGGGAGGAACGCGCAGGAGUCGCGGGAAAGGAUCAAUCUGAGUUCGAAGAGCGCGGACGUUGCGAAGAAAACGGCGUGCACUAUCAAGGAUCGCCUGGGAGUCUCGAAUGUUACUAAGUCCGUGAAGUCGCAAGAAGCCGCGGACUGGAGCAGGAACCAGAAGAGCAACAUGGAACAACCGCGCGACGGCUCAAGCGUCGCUAAAAACAUCAAAAACCGGCUGGGUCCAUUGAGAAACUUUCGGCCGGUGCGCAAGGCUGGCGCGAGGCAGUCACGUAGCAGCGAGGACGACGACUGUCUGAAUCUGGGCGCCGAAGAAGAACAGGAGGAGCUGGACAACGAUGACCAGUCUGCGAAGAACACGGGUCCCGUGAAGUCGCACAUAGUCGCCGUGAACAGACCUGCUGCCUCGGGGAAAGUUGACAGGAAGCGUCCAAAGGAGAUUCCGUUCAACGCGAUACAACACUCCGGAUAUCUCAGCCACAGCACGAAGUCACAGAUGGAUAAGACGGACAGGCGAGGGGCGUUCAGUGACGUGGACGAGGAUGUGGACGAUACUCGGCUACCGAGCAAAGUGAUUGUCACGCCUAGACCUCUGAAGCCGCUGCAACCGACUCAGAAGCGCGCCACACAGUCGCUCUUACUGAGAGCAGUCGCGGAGGCGAACCAAUCGGUCGUUACGCAGAAGAAUCCGGAGCCGUCUCUAUUGGAUAAGAAGCCGGUGUUAAAACGUCUAAAACCCGCCUCAACUCGCGAUGUGAGCCAAAACUUAUCAGUGCAUCUGAAUUCGACUAAAAGACUGGUUAUGGAGAAGAUACAAAUCGAAUUAAACACGUCGAAUAAUCUUGAUACGGAGGAUGCUGAACCUGCACCUUAUGUACCUCAAGCGGUAAUGGACGAGCACAUGGGUGUUGUGAUGUCGUUAUUCCAAAGGAGUGACGACAACCAGAAAUUCUUAGUCACCCUAAAUGGAUACAACAACAAUCUUAUGAAGGAAAAGCUCGGUUCGGAAGACGAUGAGGAACGGUUGGAGAUGGAGGUGAACGAAGACGACGAGCUCGCGCUAUUGACGACGCACAACGAGACAUACACGCCGGCACAGAGCGAGUUAGAGAGCGGUGUGUUCCGGAUAAUGGACGGGACGGAGGACGAUGUGGACGACGAUAGUCCGAAGGAGGCGAGCGAGGAGAACAACGAGAACUGCAACACGGAGAACGUCGACAAGAUGGACGAGGUGCCGCGAAAGCGGAGAAAACUGAGCCCGAUAGUGUACAACCGUUCUCAUUCCCCAAGUCCCACGCGACUGAAAUCUAGCACGUCAUUACCGACGUUACCGACCAAGUCUACAGAUAAAAGGCUGCUGGCAGAAAGUACUGUUCCUGCCACCAUAGACAAGUCCAGAGAGAACUGUAGAUACUGGCCAAAUUGUACGUUAGGAAACAAAUGCGCGUAUCUUCACCCGCCUGUUAUGUGCAGUGCCUUCCCGGCGUGCAAAUUUGGGGACAAAUGUGCCUAUAGGCAUCCAAAGUGCAAGUUCGGCCUGUCGUGCACCAAACUGGGCUGCGUGUUCUCCCAUCCCACUCAGCAGUGCAAGUACCAUCCAUUUUGCACGAAACCGGCGUGUCCGUACUCCCAUCCAGCGACGUCGCAUACGCUGCCGCUUACUACAGAAGUGACAACUCAACGGGCGAAGUUCACUUGGCGACGGCGAGACUGAGCGGGACGUGGAUAAUACGGGCUCAAGCGCGUCAUUCUAGCAAUGGAGGCGGAUCAAGACAUGCUGCCCGGUCUCCAUGCGAGAUCAUCUUGUACAGAUAUAGAAUGGAAGGGACGUACCUUACGCGAAUCUUCAAAGAGCGACGCGCCGCAGGAUUGCGACAGGGACGAUCGACUCUGUAUUUUCUCGUCAUUGGCGUUAUCGUUAUCAUUGUCUGUUCUCGAGAACGUGUUUGUCGAGAUACGCUACUGCGUAUUGUGAGUUGACAUGAGAUCGUCAUAAAACGGUUAAUUUGACGGUCGAGGAGUACAUUUGACAAAAACACUCAAGAGAAGUUUCGCGAUUUAUGUCCAUUUUACCAAUGUUGAGUUUAAACCUGGAUCUAAGUUUUUGUUUGAAGGGAAUUUGAACUUAAAUUAAGGUUUAAUCAAUAUCAGUGGGUAAUGGCAUUAGCGUGUUACAUCUGAAGAUUGUUUAAACAAAGUGGACACGUUCAUCUCUCUCUCUCUCUCUCUCUCUUGCCAUAGAAUGCUUGAGAGAGAUUCUACAUUCUUUUUUCCAGUUUUCCGAUUUCUUCCCUCCUCGAUCGCUUUUUAUAGAUUCCAAGACCGAAUACGUCGACAGUGGAGCGGAUUGAACGAUUUAUCUCUACGUAUUUAUAAUAUAGUUCUUAAUAUAACAAGAAAAAGGAGAAGAUUGUCAAUCAGUCAAAGCUAGUCGAUGCAAUCGGAUGAUCUUAGAACCCUUUUAAAUUCUCUUAACUCUGACGUUGAUACGACCUCAUCGAAAUUUACAUAUGAGUGUGUCGCGAUUGGCAUGUAGGAUGUGCUCGAAGGCGCGUCGCCUGUCGUGCAUAGCUUUUAACGUCGUUGCAGUAAUGUAUUAGCUUUAAGAGACGGCCAGAGAAAUGGCACAAUUAGGUCUGCUCCUUUUAGACACGCUCUCUUUUCCAACUUCUUUGCGAUGUUCUUUCCUUCAGCUCGCUGUCAUCCUUCGCUCCCACCUCGAGUAGACAAGAGGGUACAAUUAGAAGGAGCACACCUAUAACAUUAUUUCAUGUUGCACAUGAUGUAACUAUUGUUAAGCGAGAACACUUGUAUCGGCAUUAUAGGGGCGUGUAUCGGCAUUAUAGGGGCGUGUAUCAAGAUUUUUCGAUUUGUUUUUUUAGUUAAAAAUGUUUUUAACUAUCAGUAUAUGUGAUCAGCCAAUUCAUGUCGACCAUUUGAUUUGCUCGCGAGGAUAGACAUGAGGACGCGACAAUUUCUACCGCGUUUACGCGCACUUAAUAAUGUUAUACUGAUCUUAUGUCUCUGAUCGGAAAGAGACAUCGCGCAAGCUAGAUAUCCCAAUCAUUCGAAUUAUGUUUCUGUAAUUUACAUCAAUUGUAUAGAAUUGUAGAUGAAAAGGGCGAGAUCGACUUCGUAUUAUUAUUUACUUAGUACUAUCGAAUCUUAAUCCCGUUAUCAGAUAUGUACAAUACUAUUAAGAUGUGAGUCAGAAGCAAAUAUAUGAUGAUUUCUGUAAAUCAUA
This is a messenger RNA of Odontomachus brunneus, 4782 nucleotides long. RefSeq names its product zinc finger CCCH domain-containing protein 14 (gene Nab2). Lineage: Eukaryota; Metazoa; Arthropoda; Insecta; Hymenoptera; Formicidae. The record is from RefSeq and is a predicted model, not a curated record. Gene Ontology annotation, biological process: regulation of mRNA stability. Gene Ontology annotation, cellular component: cytoplasm; nucleus. The transcript has 7 exons. Gene Ontology annotation, molecular function: metal ion binding; poly(A) binding. Bases 364 to 3252 code for a protein of 962 amino acids.